CAUGCAAGUAAAGACCCCAAAGAUGGGAGAGACAGCAGAGAUCAAAAAGAAUCCAAGGAGGAAGGCAACAAAAACAUCCUGGAGUUUGGGAAGCCGUUGCCAUUGCCCUCUCUCCCAGGCCUUCACCAGUCACUACCUCAGAACCAGAGCUAUGUGGCCACCACAAAGUCGCAGACAGUUUGCUUCUCGUUUCUAGCUGCUGCAGUAUCUCGGAAGAAAAAAAGGAGAAUGGGAACCUAUAGCCUGGUUCCCAAGAAAAAGGCCAAAGUGUUAAAACAGAGAACAAUGAUUGAGAUGUUUAAGAGCAUAACUCAUUCCUCUGCGGGUGCCAAGAGCGAAAAGGACCUGGGUGAUGCCAGCCCUCACGUGAACGGGGAAAGCAUGGACGUAGACUCUGAAGAGGAAGACUCUGAUGAGUUGGAAGAGGAGGAUGAUCAUGGAGCAGAACAGGCAGCUGUGUUUCCUGCAGAUGAUAACAGAACCUCUAAGGACAGUGCAUCUGAUGCAGACAACGCCAGAAAGAUUGAUGAUGGUGAGUCUGAGGAGGAACAAGAGUCUGGAGAGUCUAUGGAGGAGGAGGAGGAUGGAGAUGAGUCUGACUUGAGCUCAGAGUCCAGCGUCAAGAAGAAACUGUUGAAGAGGAAAGGAAAGACCGACAGUCCAUGGUUGAAACCCACCCGCAAGAGGAGAAGGAGGAAUAAAAAGAAACAAGCCAGUAUGUUAGGUGCCGAAGCCUAUAAACCAUCCUUGGGAGGCAGAGAGGGCCCCGGCCAGGAGAACAGCAUGGAGUACAUGGAGGUGUCCCUGGAUUCCCUGGAUCUCCGGGUGCCGCCGGGAG
This is a messenger RNA of Antrostomus carolinensis (chuck-will's-widow), 838 nucleotides long. Its product is annotated as histone-lysine N-methyltransferase EHMT1-like. The annotation marks the transcript as partial. NCBI's taxonomy places the organism in Eukaryota, Metazoa, Chordata, Aves, Caprimulgiformes, Caprimulgidae. The record is from RefSeq and is a predicted model, not a curated record. Gene Ontology annotation, cellular component: nucleus; chromatin. Gene Ontology annotation, molecular function: p53 binding; histone H3K9 methyltransferase activity. The transcript is spliced from 6 exons. Gene Ontology annotation, biological process: negative regulation of transcription by RNA polymerase II; peptidyl-lysine dimethylation.